Stegodyphus dumicola is the source of this 3158-nucleotide messenger RNA. It is a transcript of the gene Hdc, whose product is annotated as histidine decarboxylase. Gene Ontology annotation, biological process: L-histidine catabolic process; histamine biosynthetic process. Lineage: Eukaryota; Metazoa; Arthropoda; Arachnida; Araneae; Eresidae. Gene Ontology annotation, cellular component: cytoplasm. The record is from RefSeq and is a predicted model, not a curated record. Gene Ontology annotation, molecular function: pyridoxal phosphate binding; histidine decarboxylase activity.
CGGCAUUUAUUGUGAAAAAUGCUGAAGUUGGUAAACUGCUAAACGGAAGAAACCGCAGGUGAAAGUAAUACAUUUGGAUUAUUUUAAGUUUGCCUCCCUAUGUUUCGGUACUGAGAAUUCCCCAUGCGUUGGAUGAAUUGUUUGAGAUAGCUGUGAAAUAUAAAAGUCGGCAAGUGGUUGAAAAUCGUACGCUCGAAUUCGAUGAUAGAUAGAGCUGUUGUUACAAGAAUAGAUUUGCUACAAUAGUUAUGGUAGAUUUGGUGGAAGAGAGAGCUAUGUAUACCACCAGAAUAGUUUGUCAAGCAGUUCGUAAUAAGCAGAUGAACAUUCAUAUAUUUAGUCGGCAUAAUAAUCACCAGUAACACGAUUGAUGAGAACGCUCACAAUCUGCGCGAAGGUUUGAAGCUUCGAAAGAAAGCAAACUUAAAACGUGAAUGCAUCUAAAUACAAAUUUACGACUAAAGAACUUCGUAUUUGGGGUGCGAGACUUUAUCGAGAAAAGAGAGUUGAAAAUUAUUACAAAAAAAAAAAAAAAAAUACAUACUGCCGAAUACGACAAAGAAAAUAAUUUCGUUUGUUUCGCAUGUGCCCAUAUUAUGGAAAACUGAUCAGGGAUUUCUGUAUAGAUUGAAAAGCCCAUAUUAAAUCUCAAAAGGAAAGAGAUAAGUUUGUCAGUGGAGGCUACUACAACUUUGGAAAAACUCAAAGCGGCUUCGAUCCAAGCUCCUAUAUUGUAAUUUUUUAUCUCGAAGGAAGUUAGAAAUAGCAUUAGAUGAAUUUGAUUUUGCAGUAGGGGCUCUGCUUAUGCAAUAUGAAAAUGACACGAGAUUGACAAGCACUUGGACAUAGAGAAGAGUCGCGGUCGAGAGAUCGCGCCUCUGUUUUUCUUUCUUGGGGAUUCUAUGGCUUCCCAAGGGCCGAUCAGAUACAACCACGUGAUCAACAUGUAGCUGCUAUGAAUGGCGUCUUCCAGGCAGACACCUAUUUGCAACACAGGGCUCUAAGAAACCAGCUGCUUACAACACACUGGACGUUAUAAAACAAAUCAUUCAUCGCCAAAGAUACCUUUUUGUUUCUUCUCGUCACCUCGGCUUUUCUUUCAACUGAAGAAAAAGAGUUGCGAAAAUGGAUAUAGAAGAAUACAGAGUACACGGGAAAGAAAUGGUGGACUACAUUGCAGAUUAUUUAAUAAACAUCAGACAACGGAGAGUGUUUCCAGGUGUUAAGCCAGGAUACAUGAGAGAUUUAUUGCCUGAUUCUGCACCCGAGGAAGGCGAGAAUUUUGACAGAAUUUUCGAAGACAUAGAAAAAGUCAUCAUGCCAGGAAUUACCCACUGGCAAAGCCCCCAAAUGCAUGCGUAUUUUCCUGCCCUCAACUCUGGAGCAUCUCUUCUUGGUGACAUGUUGGCAGACGGCUUAGGAUGUUUGGCAUUUACUUGGGCAUCCAGUCCAGCUUGCACAGAGUUGGAGAUUAUAGUUAUGGACUGGCUGGCGAAAAUGAUUGGUUUACCUAGUUCUUUUCUACACUCAUCCAGAGGAAAAGGUGGAGGAGUGAUUCAGACAACAGCAAGCGAGGCAACGCUGAUAAGUCUUUUGGCAGCCCGUACGCAGAUGUUCGAGAAUUUACGAGAGACACUAGAUCAAACUUCGGAUGCAGAUUUGAACGCAAGACUGGUAGCUUAUACUUCCGAUCAGGCUCAUUCGUCUGUCGAAAAAGCCGGCCUUAUUGGUCUUGUGCAGAUGCGGUACAUUGAGAGUAACUCAGAGUUUAGUCUCAGAGGAGACAAACUCAUCGAAGCCAUCGAACGAGACAGAGAAAAGGGCCUCAUUCCUUUUUUUGUUUGUGCUACCCUGGGAACGACAGGUGUCUGUGCGUUUGAUAACAUAAAAGAAAUUGGAGUUAUAUGUGAGAAGGAGAAUAUGUGGUUACAUAUCGAUGCAGCAUACGCAGGCAGUGCUUUUAUCUGUCCUGAAUACAGGAAGUGGUUGGAAGGUGUGGAAUUUGCCGACUCUUUUGCUUUCAAUCCUUCUAAAUGGUUGAUGGUGCAUUUCGAUUGCACGGCUAUGUGGGUAAAAAACAGUGAACGUCUUCAUCGUACAUUUAAUGUUGAUCCUUUAUACUUAAAGCAUGAAAACACAGGUCUAGCUGUAGAUUUUACACACUGGCAGAUAUCACUGAGCAAACGAUUUCGUGCCCUUAAACUGUGGUUUGUUCUCAGGAAUUUUGGAAUAAAGGGACUCCAGGAGCAUAUACGUCAUAGUGUUCGCUUAGCGGAAGAAUUUGAAUCUCUUGUCAAAGCCGAUGAUCGUUUUGAAAUUCCAGCGGUACGACACCUUGGUCUGACUGUCUUUCGCAUUAGGGGGGAAAACGAGCUAACUGAGACUCUUCUGAAAAGAAUUAACUCUAAUGGCAAGCUACAUUGCGUUCCAUGUUCUCUCAAAGGCAAAUACGUUAUUCGCUUCACCGUCACAUCACCCAGAACUACCAGCCAGGACAUCCGCAACGACUGGAAUUUUAUACAAAUGAUGUGCAGCCAGCUGCUGAAUGCAUCUCCUUCGGGCAGGCGUCCAAUGUCUAUGGCGGAAAUUAAGCGACGGAAUCCCAACUUUGGCGCCAGCCUUCUACUCAGCAAUAGUCCCAUGAUACCGAAGAUUAUGAACGCCAGCUUUGUCGCCAUCACCGACGCUGGAGAUAAUUUCAAAGAUUUCUUAGACAGGAAUGGCACCCUGAGGAUAGCAAGCAAAAAUUCUCCAGUUUUGCAACGACGUGUGAAGGGAUUAGUCCGUGGGCAGCGUCAGUACAGCCUGGAUUCGCACAUCGAUUUGAUGGUAGCAACCAACUCAACGAAGGAGAAUGCAUUAAGAAAAAGCAUAGUUUCUAUUGAAGAGCAAACCUUAGCGGAAAGCUUAGAGGAAAACAAAUCAUCUUCAGAAGACGUAACUAGGUGUGAUAAAUGUGGUCAGAAAAUUCCGUGUUAGUUUACUCUUGCGUAGUUAUAUGUAAUGUUUAAAUCUAUCUGUGUCGUUUCAAGGUAAUAUUCGAAAUAUGAUGUAGCUUAAACUGCUGUCAAAUUCUUUGUCAAAUUUUCUGCUAUUAUUCUAUUCUGAUGAUGUUUAAUGUUCAUGUGGUCUAGAAUAAAAAUGUGUAUCUGCAUGCA